UUCACUGGAACUCUCUUGACUCAUCACAGCUGCCAGAAGAUGCCUCAACAUGAGAAGUGACAACCAAAGUUCCUUGGGGGACUCCCCAAAGGACUUCAUCCUCCUGGGCAUUUCUGACAGGCCAUGGCUAGAGCUCCCUCUCUUUGUAGUCCUUCUACUGUCCUACAUUUUAGCCAUGCUGGGAAACAUCUCCAUCAUCCUGGUGUCCUGGCUAGAUCCUCAGCUCCAGAGCCCCAUGUACAUCUUCCUCAGCCACCUGUCCUUCUUGGACCUCUGCUAUACCACCACCACUGUCCCACAGAUGCUGGUCAACAUGGGCAGUUCCCAGAAGACCAUCAGUUACUGUGGCUGCACAGUGCAGUAUGCCAUUUUCCACUGGCUGGGCUGCACCGAGUGCAUUGUCUUGGCUGCCAUGGCCCUGGACCGCUACGUGGCCAUCUGUGAACCACUCCGGUAUGCCAUCAUCAUGCAUCGCUCACUCUGCCAGCGGCUUGUGGCUGUGGCCUGGCUCAGCGGCUUUGGCAACUCCCUGGUUCAGGUUGUCUUGACGGUGCAGUUACCUUUCUGUGGGAGGCAGGUGCUGAACAAUUUCUUCUGUGAGGUACCAGCCAUGAUCAAGCUGUCAUGUGCUGACACUGUGGUGAAUGAUGCUACACUGGCUGUGCUGGUAGCCUUCUUCGUUCUAGUCCCCCUGGCUCUCAUCCUCCUCUCCUACGGCUUCAUUGCUCGGGCUGUGUUCAGGAUCCAGUCCUCCAGGGGUCGGCACAAGGCCUUUGGGACUUGUUCUUCCCACCUGCUGGUGGUCUCCCUCUUCUACCUACCUGCCAUCUACAUGUACCUGCAGCCCCCGUCCAGCUACUCCCAAGAGCAGGGCAAGUUUAUCUCACUCUUCUAUUCAAUAAUCACUCCCACCCUCAAUCCUUUCAUCUAUACCCUGAGGAAUAAAGAUGUGAAGGGGGCUCUCAAAAGAUUUCUGGCAAGGAUUGGGAGGCUCUGUGGAAGGUGAAGUCUAACCUGGGGAAAGCCCCAUGAAUUGCAGAACCUUGGGCAAGGAUUCUGGGGGUAGGAAGGUA
Messenger RNA from Nannospalax galili (Upper Galilee mountains blind mole rat), 1073 nucleotides. Its product is annotated as olfactory receptor 2B11. The record is from RefSeq and is a predicted model, not a curated record. Gene Ontology annotation, biological process: G protein-coupled receptor signaling pathway. Gene Ontology annotation, cellular component: membrane. The transcript has a single exon. Lineage: Eukaryota; Metazoa; Chordata; Mammalia; Rodentia; Spalacidae. Bases 50 to 1006 code for a protein of 318 amino acids. Gene Ontology annotation, molecular function: olfactory receptor activity; G protein-coupled receptor activity.